Plasmopara halstedii is the source of this 906-nucleotide messenger RNA. Its product is annotated as ef-hand domain-containing protein. The record is from RefSeq and is a predicted model, not a curated record. Gene Ontology annotation, biological process: transmembrane transport. Lineage: Eukaryota; Oomycota; Peronosporomycetes; Peronosporales; Peronosporaceae. Gene Ontology annotation, molecular function: transmembrane transporter activity. The transcript has a single exon. Bases 1 to 906 code for a protein of 301 amino acids.
AUGGAUUCCACGUAUCGUGACGAGACUCCUGAGUUCUUUCAACCUACUCGUAACAUUCCACGUGUACAUGAACAAAAUGUCUUUCAAACUAUGUGGAUUGGUGCAACAGCAGGAAUGGGUGGAAUUAUUGCGGUGUAUCCAAUUGAUGUGAUUAAGACACGAAUGCAAAAUACUGUCAAGACAACAAGUGCAAUGAAUACACUUACAACGAUCUUACGGAAUGAAGGAUUUCGCUCGUUUUAUAAAGGAUUAGGUCCUCAACUUUGUGGAACAAUUCCAGAUAAAGCUGUUUCUCUUGCUACUCGUGACUUUGUAAAGAGUUUUUUUGACAAACCUCAUGAAUUUCAAGCAUCUUUGAUCUCUGCUGCUACAUCUGGUAUCAUGCAAUCGAUUGUGAUGAAUCCAGUGGAAGUAAUUAAAGUACGUUUACAACUUGAGAGUACGUUAAAACCUUUUCAAGUGAUUCAAGAACUUGGAAUUCAAGGUCUUUAUAAAGGAUAUACAGCUUGUCUUGCUCGUGAUGUUAUGUUUGCGUCAACUUAUUUUACACUCUACGAUAUGGCUAAGACAAAAAUGGGUGUACAUGAUAAUUCGUCACUUGUUUCGUCAAUGAUUGCUGCUUCAACUGCAGGAAUUCCUGCAGCUUUCUUCUCGACACCACUUGAUCUUAUAAAGACACGCAUGCAAUCCCGAAAUGCACCAAUUCAAGGCUUUCGAAAUACGUUACAACACGUUUUAGCUCAAGGUGGUGUUCGUGCUUUAUUUGCAGGAUGGGGACCACGUGUGAGUCGCAUCGCUCCACAAUUUGGAAUUGUGUUGGUUUCAUUUGAUUGGCUUUCGCAUCGUUUCAAUCCAAAUGUAAACGUGCCUGAACCUGCAGACACUGAUGCAUAUGCUGAUUAUUAA